ACAAGGCCACUCAGUGAGAGAAAAACACGACACAGGAGGGGAAAAAAACCAAAAAACGCAAGAUAUUGGGGAUGUGAACGAAGGAGAGUGCGCACGUGCGCGUGGUCACUCGUGGCCAAUCGUCUCCUCGGGACUUUUUCUCUCCUCCUCGUGCCAAUGAGGAUAAAAAGCUCGUUUGACUAAAGCACGACAGGCUGUUUUCCCUGAAAGCUCUCACGAUGCUGCAGCUGUUGACAUUCCUGGUGGAGAAGCUUUCCCUUCUCUCCAAAUUCAAACUAUUUGAGUCCAGCUGGUCGGACUUAGACGACCAGGACCGGGAGCGCCAUGCGCAGCGGGGUCCCCCACCGCUCCUGCGGAGGGGAGACCUGCUGGAGGUCCCCAGAACCAUUUUCACCCACUACGGCAUCUAUUUAGGUGACCAUAAAGUCGCUCACCUGAUCCCUGACAUCCUCCCCGCGCUUACAAACGACAAGAAGCUCAUCAGCUCUGUCAUUACGAACAAGAGACUCAUCCUCGGCUGCAUCUACAAGUGUGCCACGGUGCGUGUGGACACCUUGGAGGACUUUGCAUAUGGCUCCAAGAUACUGGUUAACCGCAUGGAUACAAUGAUGAAGAAUCGAGCGUUUCCCAAUGAAGACGUCGCCAGGAGGGCUGAAAAACUCCUCGGAGCGAUUCCGUACAGCCUGCUGUGGAAUAACUGUGAACACUUUGUCACAUACUGCAGAUACGGAUCUGCAGCGAGCCGGCAAACAGAGAAGUUCUGUGAGUGCUUGAAAUCAAUCAUCAGAGACCAGAGGAGCGUUAUUGUCACAGUCAUUCUUGGAAUUGUCUCCAUCGUCUGUUAUGGCAUGGCGCCGUCAACUACAUUACCCACAAUCCUUAUUCCCUUUGCUCUGUGGAUGGCUGGUUAAAGGAGUUCAGCACAAAGAAAACCUGAAAUUAAACUGAACUUUUACCUGGCAAAGACUGAUCAGAAAACUCCUCAGGAUGCUUGCCUCAUGUGUCCGUUAUAUAGUGUUGACAGAUGUUUAAUAUUUUGUGUAGUUUCCUAUUUGUCCUCUCAUGAAAGUGUGGGGAAAUAUAUUGAUUGUUUGAUAUAGGAACGAAUGAUUCGAUUUUUCUAACAUCUGAGUCACCACGAAAUUUAAUAUGCAGUUUACAGCAAGAUUUUGUAUGUAUAUACAGUACAUAUAGUGGUUAUUUUAUAGUAGUAUACUUAAUAUAAUGUUGUAAAUAUGACAAAUGUUUAAUAAACAAUUUAUUUUUACUUGUGUGCCUCGUGUGACCCUCCA
Messenger RNA from Scatophagus argus, 1292 nucleotides. RefSeq names its product lecithin retinol acyltransferase a (gene lrata). Bases 219 to 911 code for a protein of 230 amino acids. The record is from RefSeq and is a predicted model, not a curated record. Gene Ontology annotation, molecular function: phosphatidylcholine-retinol O-acyltransferase activity. Gene Ontology annotation, biological process: retinol metabolic process. Lineage: Eukaryota; Metazoa; Chordata; Actinopteri; Scatophagidae. The transcript is spliced from 2 exons.